This is a messenger RNA of Daldinia decipiens, 3655 nucleotides long. Its product is annotated as prion formation protein. Bases 1 to 3345 code for a protein of 1114 amino acids. The record is from RefSeq and is a predicted model, not a curated record. NCBI's taxonomy places the organism in Eukaryota, Fungi, Ascomycota, Sordariomycetes, Xylariales, Hypoxylaceae. Gene Ontology annotation, molecular function: ATP binding; ATP hydrolysis activity. The transcript is spliced from 2 exons.
AUGCCUCAUCAAGUGUCGCCGCCGAUUAUGAUUUCUAAGGCGGGCGCCCCUCCCCCGCCGUCGCAACAAGAUGUUUCAUCAAUUCUCGACACUAUAUUUACCGCCAAAACCUCCGCUGCUUCCGUCGACGCCUCUUAUGGACUCUGCGAACUCCUGUUAAACACUCUAGGCUUUCGGGGUCUGCAUGAUUAUGGUGUAUUGGCAGAACUCAAGAAAGCCGCAUCUGAUAAGAAGAGUGGAUUACGACGAGAGGGUGCCCAGAACCUUCUCGGUGCCCUCUUUGAGAAGUUCCCACCUCGACAGCCGCUGAGUGAAGUUGUGUUCUUAAUUCAGGAUGGCGGUCUCGUCUCGGUUGCUCUAGACGCUUUGGCCGAUAAGGGCACGGUGGUCCGCGAUGCUGCGCAAUACGGACUUGAUGCGCUCUUUGGUCAUUUAAGUGCUGAGGCUAUGGUCGUUGGCUUGUUACCCGCGCUUACAACUUACCUGUCCAAGAAGACCGGAAAGUGGCAGGGUACAGUUGGUGCCUUGAAACUGAUGCAGAGGAUGGCCGAUAAAGCAAAGAUGGAAAUUGGUUGCACGAAGGAACAAGCUCAAGAGAAGGAUACCCUUAGAGAGACUAUGGGCGAAAAGCUGGCUAGCUUGAUCCCCAUAGUUGAGGGCAACAUGCACGACCUCAAGUCCGAAGUUGAGAAGCAAGCACUCAUUACGAUGCAAUCCCUCACCACCCUCCUCUCCAAUGACGAUGUCGCUCCUAGGAUUCCCCUUCUAGUUGACACUAUGCAUCACCCUUCGACCCAGACCCUUCAGAAGGCCAUCCACGCUCUUUCGCAGACAACCUUCGUCGCCGUCGUAACAUCACCUGUUCUCGCUUUGCUUACUCCCUUCCUUGAGCGAACCCUUAACAACCCCUCCACCGCUCAAGAGGUUCUACGACAAACUGUCGUGAUCACCGAAAACUUGACCAAGCUGGUCCAUGAUCCUAUCGAGGCUCGUACAUUUUUACCGAAGCUUCAGCCAGGUAUCAAAAGUGUGGUUGGUCGUGCGCCGCUACCAGAGGUGCGCGAGCUGGCUACCAGGGCUUUGGAUGUCAUGGAUAAAGCUAUGGGCAACGAUGAAGCUGUAGUGGAGAGGACUUCUGCAGAUGACGUCGCUAAGGUUCUGGACUCCGAGAUCAAGAAGAACGGGGGACUCUCAGGCGACCUAGAGUUUUAUAAAAUAGCUCGUCCUUAUAUCUGCAAGAUGGUGGCCGAGGAUGCUAAUCAUCGUCAAGUUGAUCGAAUCCCAGCUAGAAUUGCGCCCUAUCUUAAAGAUAUAAUACAUAAAGAGGGCGCCAACGAUACCGUCGCUUCCGGAGUCUAUGAAUUCUACGUUGCCGAGGACCACCGCAAGUACGGCGUGCCGGAGAAGGAAGAUGAUGGCGAGACUGAGAUUGUUAAUGCAGACUUCUCCCUGGCCUACGGUGGCAUGCUUCUUCUUUCCCACACUAAUCUUCGAUUAUUGAAGGGACACCGAUAUGGUCUUUGUGGUCGCAACGGUGCCGGAAAGUCUACACUGAUGAAGAGUAUUGCUGGUGGCAAGCUGGAAGGCUUCCCACCUCAGGAUGUCCUUCGUACCUGCUACGUCGAGCACAACCAAGGUGAAGAUGCCGAUAUUAGCAUUCUGGACUUCAUGGUCAAAGAUCCAACAAUCGCAUCUGAGGGCAGAGAGCGAAUUUCCGAAGUCUUAGCUGAGUUCGGCUUCACGGCAGGCCCUGAGGGUAGACAGUCUCAAAAGGUUGGCUCUCUGUCAGGAGGGUGGAAGAUGAAGCUCGCUCUUGCUCGAGCAAUGUUGCAAAAAGCUGAUGUUCUAUUACUUGACGAACCUACCAAUCAUCUCGAUGUUGCCAACAUUGCUUGGUUGGAAAGCUACCUUAAGAGCCACACAGACAUCACCAGCUUGAUCGUUUCCCACGAUUCUAGUUUCUUGGACAACGUAACAACUGACAUCUACCACUAUGAACCUGGGAAGAAACUUGGUCAUUUCAAAGGCAACCUCUCCGACUUCGUAAAGAUUCGCCCCGAAGCUAAGGCUUAUUAUACCCUUUCCGCCUCCAAUGUCCAGUUCAAGUUUCCUCCUCCGGGUAUCUUGUCAGGUGUCAAGUCCCAGACGCGGGCGAUCAUCCGAAUGACUGGGGUUUCUUUCCAAUACCCCAAGGCGCCUAAACCAUCACUUUCAGAUGUCUCGUGCCAGCUGUCCCUUUCUUCCCGUGUUGCUGUGAUCGGACCGAACGGUGCCGGAAAGUCAACCCUGAUCAAGCUGUUGACGGGUGAGGUGGUUCCGACCAGCGGAAAAGUUGAGAAGCACCCCAACCUACGAAUUGGUUACAUUAAGCAGCAUGCUCUCGAACACGUUGAGAUGCAUCUCGAGAAGACGCCGAAUCAAUACUUGCAAUGGCGGUAUGCAAAUGGAGACGACAGAGAGGUGUUCCUGAAGCAGACCCGUAUUCUUUCGGAUAAAGACCGAGAACAGAUGGAUAAGCGAAUUGACCUUGGUGAUGGAAAGGGCGAACGACAGAUUGAGGCUCUUGUCGGUCGUCAGAAGUACAAGAAAACAUUUCAAUACGAGGUGAAAUGGAGAACAUGGCUACCAAAAUUCAACUCGCAAGUCUCCCGGGAGACUCUCUCAGAAUGGGGCUUUGAUAAACUUGUACAAGAGUUCGACGACCACGAGGCGUCUCGUGAAGGGUUAGGUUACCGAGAGCUUCAACCUACGGUCAUCUCUAAGCAUUUUGAGGACCUCGGUCUCGACCCCGAGAUUGCCAACCAUAACGAAAUUGGUAGCUUAUCUGGGGGCCAGAAAGUUAAGGUUGUUAUCGCCGGUGCGAUGUGGAACAACCCUCAUUUGCUCGUUCUUGACGAACCUACUAACUUCUUGGAUCGCGAUUCUCUUGGUGGUCUUGCGGUAGCCAUCCGAGACUUCAAGGGCGGUGUGGUCAUGAUCUCUCACAACGAAGAGUUCGUCGGUGCUCUGGCUAAUGAACAAUGGCACAUAAACGACGGGCGUAUGGUCUUGAAGGGUAACGCCUCGAUUGCCAUGGAUCGCUUUGAAGACAGUAGGCCAAGCAGCGGUCUUGCAAGUGGUAUUACCAGCGGGGUUAACAGCACAGCAGCUAGCAGUGCAGUAAGCAGCGCCGUCAACAGCGGUACUGAGGAUAAUAGCCCAUUGAAGUUUAAGGCUAAGAAGAAGAGGAAGAAGACUAAGAAGGAGCUCAAGGAGCAGGAGGUGCGAAGGAGACUACGCCAUAUCGAGUGGCUCAACAGUCCCAAGGGUACACCACACCCAGCUGAUACGGAUGAUGAGGAGUAAGGGGCGACCAUCUCUCUUAAGAUGGUACCUUUGAUGAAUUCUUUUACGCACGUCGGUCUAGAGGCUGGUGACUUUCAUUCAUAUUCAAGAACUUGGUCCUUCGCAAACGAGGGCUUUUGAUAGAGCUUUGCGUUGUUUGGGAAAUUGGCAUUAUAAUCGACGACGCAUUGACGUGUCCCGUACAGGCGUUUCAUAUAGACGGACAGGGGAAUGGCAUGAUAGAUAGAAUGAGGGGCUCGCAUUCGCAGGGUUCGACCCUAGAGCAUGAUGCCGAAUAGAUACGACACAUACAUAAGUCAUGAGAGAUGUU